CUGAAUGCUCCGUGCAUCCCUUUCCUCCUCUGCAGCGUGCCCUGAAUGCUCCGUGCAUAACUUCAACACUCUCCGACACACUCUCACACUGUCACAGUGCGCUCUGGACUCUACAUUGAACAAAUUACCGGACCGGUAUCGUUAAUCAUGGAUUUGAAACUCUUGGCGGUUAUGGCUGUGCUCGCUGUGGCGACAUACGCUCCUUUCUCACAAGCUAAGCCCAUCAGUCUGGUGGAGAGGUGUUGGUGUCGUUCUACAGUUAACACCGUCCCCCAGCGCAACAUCCGAGAACUGAAGUUCCUACACACACCCAACUGCCCCUUCCAAGUGAUUGCCAAGCUGAAGAACCACAAGGAGGUUUGUAUCAACCCUGAGACCAAGUGGCUGCAGCAGUACCUGAAGAACGCCCUCAACAAGAUGAAGAAAUCCAAGCAGACCAACUAGAUAGCCUGCAGGAAGACCUACCAACAGAUAUGUAACGUGAGACGUGUAGCUUGUAAUAUGUAACAUGUACUCUUCUGGCACGCAUGCUGAUCAGCACUUAUCCUGUCCAUCGUGGAACCAUCCAACCCACGGCUUUUCAAAACCACCACCUCUGUUACCUAUGUUACCAUCACCACCAGCACCCCUUAUAGACUCUACCCCUGUUAGCACGAAGUGCAAUUAUAUCUGUGUGCGUGUAUGUUUUGAUCAAUUAUGUAUAUACCUUUUUUUAUUAUCCUAUUUCAUCAGUAAAGAGCAAUUUUUUUGUUGCUGUUUUGGCCACCGGCUUCUCUGUCAUUUAGGAGUUAGGACUGGGCUUAAAGUAGGUAUGGAUGGGGCUGAGAUGGGGAGCAGAAGGAAAGGGAGAGCUGGUGAGAGAGGGAGGAUUCAUGACAGGAUUCAAGCCUCACAAUCCAACUCUAUCAGCUUGUCUUGGGGAGUGUACAAGGUUCAACAGUUCAUUCUGGGAAAGAUCCAAGAGGCAUGGGAGUGUUCACACGUGCAUGGCAGAGCCACUAGAACAUACUAUGGCUCAAUCCCAAUAACCCCCCUUAGGUGGGGGAGUGGCACUCAAAAACGGAGCAACUAUUGGUAGGGAGAGCUAUAAAAACACUUGGGAAUGGGACAUCGCUACAUCACUUGCGCACAUCAGAAACUGCCAACGGACACCACGCAAUUCAUUGACGAUGAACCUUGUGUUUUUCACAAUGCCUGUACUGGCUGCAGUAAUAACUUUCCUUAUAUUUCUCAUGCAACAAAUAUGUACUUAACAUAUGAGCAACAAAUGAGAACAGCAGAACAACAAUGUGCCCGUAAUGUACCCAUCCUCUGGCUGUGGCUCAAUAUGGAGUAGUACAGAAGCAUGACUUUCAUUCCAAAGAAGUUUAACAGUCACAUUUCCUUCAGAGUCAUUACCAGUGAAGGCACUGUAGCUACAACAAUUCAAAUCACUGUUCUGAACUAAUAUUUAUACCAAAUGUUUUCAGGGUCCAUAAACAGAUCGGCUACAUAGCUACACAUCCAUAGCAUACAGGUCUUUUUACCCUCCACUACACAAUAAGCAAGAAAAUAGUUAGCUACCGCUACGCAGGGGUUGGAACCAAACUUAUUUUCCAAUUGCUUCGUUCUGGACCACCAUUUCUUUUGAUUCGUUCCACUGUUCCGACCAGCAAAAUAAAGUUCUGGACCGGUUCGAACCAAAAUAAAAUACCGGUUUAUAUUGUU
Coregonus clupeaformis (lake whitefish) is the source of this 1707-nucleotide messenger RNA. Its product is annotated as stromal cell-derived factor 1. The record is from RefSeq and is a predicted model, not a curated record. Lineage: Eukaryota; Metazoa; Chordata; Actinopteri; Salmoniformes; Salmonidae. Gene Ontology annotation, cellular component: extracellular region. The transcript is spliced from 4 exons. Gene Ontology annotation, biological process: chemokine-mediated signaling pathway; axon guidance; chemotaxis. The coding region runs from base 148 to 444 and encodes 98 amino acids. Gene Ontology annotation, molecular function: chemokine activity; chemoattractant activity.